This is a messenger RNA of Mobula hypostoma (lesser devil ray), 1263 nucleotides long. RefSeq names its product PNKD metallo-beta-lactamase domain containing (gene pnkd). The coding region runs from base 1 to 1077 and encodes 358 amino acids. Gene Ontology annotation, cellular component: mitochondrion. NCBI's taxonomy places the organism in Eukaryota, Metazoa, Chordata, Chondrichthyes, Myliobatiformes, Myliobatidae. The record is from RefSeq and is a predicted model, not a curated record. The transcript is spliced from 9 exons. Gene Ontology annotation, molecular function: hydroxyacylglutathione hydrolase activity.
AUGUUGAGCCUGGUCGUGGGUUGUGGGCUGGCGGCGCUGGCUUUCGGAAUACUCACGCUGGUUGCUCUUGGCUGCCCAGGCCUUGGUUUUCGCCGGUGGCUGGCCACCAGAAGCGGUCUGAUGGCUCGAACCGAGAAGCCACUCUUCAGGAUCGCAUACUCCUUGUAUACAAAGACCAGACUAGGAUACAUUUUUCAUAAGAAGCAGCUGAAAAGGACGCGAGAGCAUUAUCCCACCGGUCACUCCAUUGUCUGUCCUAUGAACAUUAACGGUGUGAAAAUUCUUCCAGUCCCAAUACUAUCAGACAACUACAGCUACCUGGUUAUAGAUGUGGCUUCAAACUUUGCAGUAGCCAUUGAUCCUGCUGAUCCAGAAAUUAUUCAGGCAUGCCUUGAGGAAGAAGGUGCCACUUUAGAAGCGAUUCUCACAACACACAAGCAUUGGGAUCAUAGUGGUGGAAAUAAGGUACUGAAGAAAAUCCACAAAACUUGCAGAAUUUAUGGUUCCUCCAGAGAUAACAUUCCUGCUCUAACAGACCCCAUUCUGGACAAGCAGACAAUAGAGGUGGGUAAUUUGCGGUUUCAAGCUCUCUUCACACCGGGACACACAGUGGGUCAUAUGAUCUACGUCCUGGAUGGGGAACCUCACAACAGUCCCAAUUGCCUCUUCUCUGGAGACCUGGUGUUCCUGUCCGGAUGUGGUCGAAUUUUUGAAGGGAGCUCCUCGCUGAUGCUAUCAUCACUCGAUGUUGUAAGCUCCCUAGGGGAUGAGACAUUGCUGUGGCCAGGUCACGAAUAUGCACAGGAUAACCUGAUGUUUGCAGCUUCUGUUGAGCCGAACAACCCUGCUAUCUUCACGAAGCUUGAGUGGGUUCUGCGGCAGAGGCACCAGAAUCACUGUACUUGCCCAUCAACGAUAGGAGAAGAGAAAGAGUACAACCCUUUUCUGCGGACUCAUUCCAGCAGCUUGCACGAUGCCCUUGGGAUCGAGCGGCAACCCAGCGAAGACUCGACAUCCUUCAGAUCCCGGGUCCUGGAAGAGGUCCGAAAGCGUAAAGAUAUUUUCAAUUGUAGAUAGCAUUCUGAAAUCCAAACCCUGCAGCGGUAGGCCCUGUGUCCCCAUCUACCUUCCACCUUUUCCCUCUUCCUUUCUACAGGAAAUGUUUUACAACAUGCAACCAGGCAUCUAGGGGUGAGGGAAGAACAUUCCAGAAACUUGCAUGAAACUUGGAAGCACUGUCACUGCACACUUUUGCACAUGGCG